Bombus pascuorum is the source of this 11005-nucleotide messenger RNA. RefSeq names its product chondroitin sulfate proteoglycan 4 (gene kon). The transcript has 12 exons. NCBI's taxonomy places the organism in Eukaryota, Metazoa, Arthropoda, Insecta, Hymenoptera, Apidae. The coding region runs from base 1799 to 8845 and encodes 2348 amino acids. The record is from RefSeq and is a predicted model, not a curated record.
CCGAAGAUUCAGUCGUCGUGCGGCAGAGGAGGACCGAGGAACGCCCGGUCGAAGCACGCUGCUCUUCUCUCGAUUCGUCUCACUUGCAACCCUCUCUGUUCCUCCGUUGGUCGGUCGGACGCACGCUCGUUGCCUCCCUUCGGUCGGUACGGUGCGUGCUACGGCUACGAGUGAAAACGGAGCUACGAGGACGCUUGCUGGCGUUUCGGUAUAUCCAACGAAACUGUUGCGACCAAUACGGUAAAAUCCCGACAACAACCGGAACAUUCGGAAGAGAAACGAUCGAAACAUCGAAACUCCACGUCACCGCAAUGUACGAAGCUCGAUCCUCUGCGUGAAUUCUACAACCGUACGAACAUCGACGCCGAUUGCCAGGUGGCAAAACUCUUCUUCUCCGUUCCGAUGCAAUUCGAAUCGAUCGACCGCUAAAAAUCCGCUCGCGUUCGAGGUUAUCGUCAUCAAGAGGAAGCUCCGAGCUUUUUUAACGGAUUUAAAUGCUCGACGGGUCCUAGAAGCAAAUAAACCAGCGAAAAAUCAGAACAAGCUCUCCGAGCGGUACAAUAAGAGCUCUGGUUUAUAAUUUCAGCAUCGUGUACUCAAAAACCUUUUGACACGAAGAUACAUCAGUACCAAUUGAGAAAUAAAAGUCGCAAAACAUCGUCGGACGCGAGCGGAUUCCUCUCCGGAAGAUGAAAUUCCAGUCGCGAUCGUGUCGUCUCUACACGAAGAAACGCGCGGACGUGACCGUCCUGACGACGAUGAAUUAGACGGUUCGGCGAACACGAACAUCACGGUAAAAGUUUCAAUGUUUCGUCUCUUUUAUGAGACAUUUCCCGCGAAUGAACGUCUUUCGAGAAAGAAGUACAAUCCCGAUCAGAUCUAGCGAAACGAGUCUCGUUAAAAGAGGCAAACGCGGACCGCACGGUAUCCUUUCUCGAGCAAGAAGAACAGCUUUAACCGUAAGAGCGUCUCGCGAGUAAAACGAGUGGUCGGUGAAUAGAGUCGGUUGGAAUAUACGAUAGACGUCGCGUAAUCUGAAAACCGUUCGGCUGAUUAAAUCGUGGCUAAGCGAACGUAGGUGUCGUUCUAUAGCUGUGACCCGGUAUCCUUUUAGAAACGAACGGAUUCGCCGGCGCAGGAAAAGGAAACGAAGAGUGUACGUGCACGAUGCCAGCCAGAACGACGUCAAAGGGUAGAACGCAGCCAGAAGCGAGCGGAACGUGGUCGAACCGAUACUCGCAACAACACCGUUCGAUUUUACACUUUUAUACGAAACGAGCUACGCCGAUCACCGUUUCCGUGUUGUUUCGACCUGACGGUUGUGCCUUUUGAUUCGUACACGAAAAUAGAGGCGAGUGACCGGUGAACGUCGACUAAAGCGCGCGACCAUUGCCAACAAACGAAACGUCGCCGCUUGCCUCGUCGACGUCGGCAUCAGCGAAUCAACGUUGACGUGAGAACGAUACGGGAAACGGUGGUGAUUCGAGCGGCGUGACUGCGCGUGACGAUCGACGCUCCCAAAUGGAUGGAAAGAGAGUACGCUCGAGUCUUAACCGGCCUGUAAAUAGUCUGUCGUAAUUCUCGUCACGCGGCUCCGAUAUCCCUUAAGCGGUGAUAUCCCCGGUCGGGUUGUUUCGCAAGCGUACGCAGACUUUCUUUCCUUUUCGCGAGCGAAACGAACCGGAGGAAAUAGUGGCGAGCGAAAAACGUGGUGCAGUCUCCAGAUUCCAAUCGGGGAAAAAACGAGAAAGCAGGAAAGGAGAAAGGAUAUAAAAGGAAACGUCCAGGAAGGAGCCUAAUGUUUCUCAACGACAUGGAGCUGCUAAUGUUCUUAGCAGUAACGGCCUCUCUUUUGGGUUAUUGCCAAACAGAUGAAAAAGUGUCAUUUUAUGGUGCGAGCUACAUUCAUCUUCCGGUACAAGAAGCUAAGGGUGCGACUGACAUCAGCUUCCGGUUUCGAACUCAUCUCGCGGACGCUAUGCUGCUAUUGGCCGCUGGCAAGACGGAUUACUGCCUGAUCAAACUCGAAGCCGGCAGAUUGAAGGUUCACAUAAAUUUAGGCGCAGGUGAAAGCGAGAUGGCCAGUGCUCGUGGAUUGACAUUGAACGAUCUGAGCUGGCACGAGGUAAACCUGACGAGACGAGAAGCGAAUAUCACGCUACAGAUUGACGUGAUACACACGACCAAGUCCCUUCUACCAGGACGUUUCUUCGAACUGAAUAUACACUACGGAGUCUUCAUCGGGGGACAGGGUGACUUUAACGAGCUAUUUCUAGGGCACACGGAUUACUUGAGAGGCUGCAUGGCUGACAUAAUCUACAAUGGCGCCAGGGUAAUAGAAUACGCCAAGUCGAGAAAAGGCCAGUCGGAGGCGACUGCCGUUACGUGGAGCUGUUCGCCGGAAUUCGACGCUACAAGAAGCACGGAAGUUAGUUUCGUGGAGGAUGGUGCGUUCACAGCGAUCCCAAGACCUAUUCCACGCUCGGGCUCCAAAUGGGAAUUCGAGUUGAAGACCGGCGCGGAGAGUGGCCUGCUGCUCUACAACACUGGGCAAUCGUCGUACGCCGAUUACCUCGGGAUCGAGUUGUUCGAGGGUAAAAUUCGACUUCUGAUGAACAAAGGGAACGGGCCGACCGAGUUGAUACACGGCACGCCGGUGGCGGACGGCAAGUGGCAUCGGGUGGCCGUUGACUUCAAUCCGAGCGGAAUCGGGAUCACGGUCGACCGUCAAGAAAAAACGAUCACUCUACCCUCCGGUGGAAAUCGCUACCUCGAUCUGGCCGACACCCUCUACAUAGGCGGCACAGAGCUGAAUAAACGCGCCAGAGCGCUCGGCAAAGGCCUCAAAUCCGGCGACGUGAGCUACAAUGGUUGCCUGCGAAAUAUGCUGCUGGAUAACAAGGAGCUCGGUCUGCCGGACGUUAAAAUCAGUCAGGGUAUCGUCGUUGGCUGCGUUUGGGGAUAUCCCUGUAUCGACGCAGAUCCCUGUAUUUCCGAAGCAGUUUGCUCGCAACUAGGUGUCAGCUCUUUUAAGUGCGACUGUGAUCAACCACUGUGCAUCAAAGCAAACUACGCCGAGGAUCACAAGGUUCACUCGAGGGUAAAUUUGCCCGUGAAUUUGGAGAUACUCUCGCUAAGGCCCUUGCUACUAUCCGAAGGGGAACACGCGCUGCUGACGAGCGAUAACAUUGCCAUGGUACUAGACAUUGCUAAAUAUGGGAUGGAAGAGGACGGUGUUAUCUUCAACUUGGUAACCCCGCCCACGUACGGUACCUUGGCCCUGGAUCUUUUAACGACCAGAACCGCGCAUUCCUUCACUCUUCAAGACGUUAAUCGAGAUAAGGUACAAUACAUGCACGAUGGCAGUGAAACCACAGAGGACAGUAUGAUCCUGGAUGUGAGAUUAGUGGCAGGAGCUGGCUACACGUUGCCAGGCUACCUGCGAGGGCGACUUAGGUUUCCACUUCACGUCAACGUUACACCCGUUAAUGAUCCGCCGUUGCUCGAAAUAUCGACCGCGAAAGUGCUACGACUCGCUCAAGGCACGAGGAAAAUCUUGACGAAAGAAUUUAUUUGGGCGAUCGAUGCUGACACGCCGUCAGACAUGUUGGUUUACACGGUCUUACGUACCGACGCGGAUGCUGGCUAUGUGGAAAGAGUGACUUAUCCGUCGCGACCAAUCGACACGUUUACCCAGGCUGAAUUAAUGCAAGGAUUAAUUGCAUACGUACACCGCGGAAACGCGAAACCAAACGCGAAGCUGGAUCUUCGAGUGAGCGACGGAAUAGAAAGCAGCCAACCGGCGAGUUUAAGGGUGGCGGCUCAUCCCCUGGAAAUCAAGUUGAUGCAGAAUACCGGGCUGGUCGUGGUGCAUCGGUCUUACUCCUACCUCACAUCAGCGAAUCUCUCUUUCGUCACCAAUUCCGACGACAACACUAUCGAUAUACGUUACGAUAUCGUCUCGCAGCCACAAUUUGGAACGAUUCAGAAGCUGAAAGACGUCUCGAGUAGCUGGAUGAACGUCGACCGUUUCACCAGCAGGGAUAUCGAGCUACACACGAUACGGUAUCUUCACAACGAGGGCAGCCCGAAUCAAGACGAGUUUAAGUUUCAAGCGAGCGUUAGAGAGGUAACGGCGCAGCACACCUACGACUUUCGAAUCACAUUCAUCGAUCUCGAAUUGAAAGAAACGAAAAGGGUGCCGAUUAACUUCACCAACGUAGCCGAGGUGUCGAUCACCGGGCAAAAUCUGAAGUUCCAAACGAAUCCAUUGACAACCACGCUUAACAAGAUCGCGUUCACCGUGACAACGGGACCAAGGUACGGUAAUCUGUUCCUUUCGAGUCGAAAGCUAGAAACCGGAGACACGUUCACCCAAGAGGACAUCGACUCCGGUAAAUUGAAAUAUCGAUUGUUCAAGAGAGCCUAUUCCACCAUUCUCGAUGAAUUCGCCUUCAAAGUGAGCGCCCCACAGUGCAUCGAUUUGCACUCGAUCUUGAAGUUUAGGCACUACCUCAGCAAGAACGUGAAACCUUUGGACAGCCUGGAAACUCUGAGGGUGGACGAAGGCUCUAGAGUACCUCUAAGAAUACUGCGAACGAAUCCAAGGGAUUACGGAGUUACGUCGCUGAUAUACAACUUGACGAUAGUUCCGCAUCACGGUUGGUUGACCGUCACGAACAGCUCCAAGUCUCACUCACGGAACAACACGUUCUAUUUUACUUCCGAAGAACUUUCAUCCCAAAAAGUCUACUACGUGCACGAUGACUCAGAGACUAGAGAAGACUCGUUCCAGUUCGUCGCUAUCGCCUCGGACGCCGUGGAUUUUAUGUACGUGGGCUUGUUCCGCGUCGAAAUCACAAUGAAGAACGACAACGCUCCGGAGCGAGUGGUUCACAAGGUGUUUCACGUGGUGUCGAAGGGCGAAAGAUUGUUGACGAGCAAAGAUCUCGCGUAUAUAGACAAGGACAUCGACACGAAGCCUAACGAGCUGAUUUACACGAGAAGAGAUACCCAGAAGAAUGGAAUAUACAGGGUGACCAAUCCCACGUCACAGGUACAUGAAUUCAGUCAGCAAGACAUCGACGACAAUCAGAUACUGUUUAAACAUCAGGGCGAUGACCACGGAAAGUUCGAAUUCGGCGUUACCGAUGGGCAUUUUUACACGGCCGGGGUCCUUGAAAUUCAAGCCAGUCCUCCUUACGUGAGGUUGAGAGAGAGCAACGGGUCCGUCGUGCAAUUUAAUCGAUCGGUUGCCCUCCGACCCAACGAGUUGGAUGUUGAAACGAACGUGUAUACCUCCGACAAGGAUAUCAAGUACACGGUGUUGGAGAAACCAAAACACGGGGUACUGUUGAAACACGGUAGAGAAACAAACUCGUUCAACAAAGAGAAUCUGCGUUAUGGUAUAGUCUUGUACAAACAUCUCGGCGGAUCUUUGGCAAAGGACGGUUUUAAGUUCAAAGUGUCGACGAAGGGAGCAGAGGCAGAGGGAAUAUUUCUAAUUAAGAUUUAUCCCGAAAGCUAUUGGCAACCGUUGAUCGUGCAGAAUAAUAAAACUGUGUUCGUGGAAGAGGCCACUAGUAUCUUGUUAAGCAAAAAGAGCUUGGAAAUUAUGCAUCCCAAGAUAGCGGAUUCCGAAAUAAUUUAUUAUUUGAAAGAGUGGCCACAGAACGGGUAUCUGGAGCUACAGAUUCACGACGAGCACAGCGACGAGACACGAGAAGAUUAUAUCGGAAAUGCGGUGAAGUUUUUCGACCAAAGUAUGAUAAACGAGGGUCGCGUGUUCUACGUACAAUCCGUGAUGAAUCAAACGAACGACAAAUUUGUCGUCGAUGUAACGAACGGAAUAACUUGGCUGCGCGAUCUAAGCGUGAACUUCGUGAUCGUCCCGGAGAAGCUGUACGUCGAAACGAAGGGUGUCGUCGUGAUCGAGGGAAAGUGCACCAUUCUCGAUGAAACGAACUUCUCCAUCCUCACUCCUUACUAUUCCGGCAAAGUAACGGAUUAUCGAAUUCUAGAAAAACCGAAACACGGUGCGAUUCUGGAAUCAACCAAGAAUUCUCAGGUGAAAAAGUUCUCGCAGAAACACCUAACCGGAGGAAUAAUAUUAUACAAACACAACGGCGAUGAAUCUUCCAGAGAUUCGUUCAAGAUGGUACUCGUUGCCGGUGAUAAAACCAGCGAACCCUUCGACGUCUGGGUCACGGUGCAACCCGUUAACGACGAAGUGCCUGUGCUCGUCAACAGAACUAAAUUAACGGUUUGGCAAGGUGGUUCGAUCGCGUUAACGCCUGAUAAAUUAGCCGCUGUUGAUAACGAUACCACGGCACGUGAUAUAACGUUCAACAUAAGCGGAGUCAGGAACGGAUUAAUCUCGUUAAAAUCCUCUCCGGAGCUGGAUCUUUACAAUUUCACACAGCAACAGAUCGAUGAGUCGAAAAUCAUUUUUACCCAUACGAAUGGAUCCGACGCUGAGUUCAAUUUCGUGCUUUACGACGGAGUACACACCACGGAAUCUUAUACGAUACUGAUAGCAACUAAACCAGUUCGACUGACUAUCGAGCAGAACGCCGCACUCAAUGUUUUUCCACUGACCAGAAAAAUGUUAUCGAACAAACUACUGUUGACGAAAUGCUCGGAUGAAACGCGAGAAAUAAAAUACACGGUGCGAAAUGGACCGCAUCUCGGCAAGAUUAUCAUGGAGACGAGCGAGGGCGCGUGGUUGAACGUCGAGCGGUUCACGCAAAGAGACAUCAACAACAGCAAAGUUUUCUACGAACAUACUAAACAAUUUAUGGACUUGACCGCCAAUGAUUCGUUUACGUUCGACGUGGAAGCACACUUUGCGGAAUCCUUAACUAAUCAGAUGUUUCAAAUAGAUAUCUCAGUCUCCAGUGGCGGAUUAGACAGAUACGUAUCCGUGAAGAACGUAAGAGUGGAAGAAGGUGGUUCGGCUCAAGUCAUCAUGAACAUCAGCGGAAUCGUGUCGUUUCUUCAAACUCACGCUGGUAUCGAGAAUCCAGCGGUGCUCUCGAGACUAGUCAGUCAACCUAGCCACGGCCAUGUGAUGAUUCUUCCAGAUUUAAAUGUCACCACUUUCUCCCAGCCACAAAUCGAAGGUGGAAAAAUCGCUUAUUAUCACGAUCAUUCGGAUACGUUGGAAGAUCGCAUCAAUUUUUCUCUUUACCUGACCCCUGGUCACAUCCUGCUGUGCAACACCAGCAUUCCGGUAAUAAUCGAACCGGUAAACGACGAACCGUUCAAAUUGAUCACGAACGCGCCAUCCAUUACAGUGGUGCAAAAUCAAAAUCAAACGAUAACUAGGGAGAACUUGUUGACAACCGAUCCAGACACUCCGCCAGAGGAAAUCGCAUACGACGUGAUAUCUAGGCCAACGUACGGUCGUCUGUUGCUUCUACCAUUCAACGAAAAUAUUUCGGAAGUUCGUCAAGUGAACAAAUUCACUCAGCACGAUGUCGACUCCAAUCGACUGGUAUACGAGCACAAUGGUCCGCUUCAAGCGGCUUCCUUUUACUUCAGGGUGUGGGAUGGACGUUUCAAUCCAACGUAUACGGUGUUCAACGUGUACGUUUUACCCAUCAAACUGAACGUUACCGUUCCCGGUCCUGUGAACCUUCAACAAGGCUCGAACGUAGCCCUAAUCUCCGAGAGCAACGUAAAGCUCGAUACUAACGCGAGACAAGACUUGGUCAUUUACGAAGUAACGGCGAUUCCAAAGUACGGGGUGUUGUACGUACGCGACGGUGCGGCGGCUAGCUUUAAGCAAACAGACUUGCUGUCGAAAAGCGUCAUGUUCAUGCAAACGGACAUGACCGUGUCGAACGACAGUCUCGAACUGACCGCACGACUGAGCGGAUUUGAACAGAAACGCAUAAGAAUUGAAAUAAAGAUAGUACCCUUGAUGAUUAUGAACCCUAUGAUCGCUCUGGCAGGCGAAAAGACCAGGAUAACGUUGCAAUAUAUGGACGCCACACCGUUAGCGAAGCUAACGAGCAGUAAUCCCAUAUAUACGAUCAUGAAAAAGCCGAAAUUUGGUAAAAUAAAGAGAAUCAUCAGAAGUUCUUCGUCUUCCGGCGAGAAACGUGGAACUCGAGAAAAAGAAGUGACUAAAUUCUCACACCAGGAAGUGAUGUCAGGUGUGAUUUACAUGGUUUGUAGAAAAAUUCCAACGAUGGAGUACGAGGGAGUAAUCGAUAGCUUCGUGUUCAUCUUAGCGGCCUCUAUCUUUCAACCAGCCGUAGGUGAGUUCGAGUUUCGCGUGAAACUCGACAUGGACGACUAUAAUAUGACGCUUGGUGGCCCGAUGGAUCCGGUGGGUCACGAAGGUGAAAUGGCGAUCGCACCCAAUAUGAGCAACGACUACCUGUUAAUCCUAGGAAUGCUCCUUGGCGUAUUUUUGCUCGGUGUAGUGGUGAUCAUUACCAUCAGGUGUAGACAUAACAAAUACAAACAUGCCGAAGAAGAAAAACCAGAACCAACUCCAGCGGUGGGUGUAAUGCCCCUUCCAAGACCUCCAGAUCAUUUAAUGCCUGUGACACCUCACGUGAAGCGUUACGCCAACGAUCACAAUAGCGUUGCAGCCAGUACACCGUUACCGGUUCUACCGACGAUGACGUCGACCUUACCUCAGUGCAAGGUGAUACCUCUGAGUCCGUUGGAAAGUAUCACAGGAUCCGAAGUGGACGUUUCAGCGAAAUAUCCGUACGGUGUCGCGGAUGGGGACGAAUGGAGCAGCUUCGACACGUCCGAUCUACCCUGUCAAUCGGCCACCACGCAGAGGACCAACAACCCCUUGUUAAGAAGAAAUCAAUAUUGGGUCUAGCAAAAGGAGGGCUGUUCGCGAUUAAAGCGAAACAGGCCGUAACACUUUCUCAAACCAGAAGACUGUUUUUGUUACAAAACCUUGAGACUAAUCGUCGAUUAACUAUGGUCUUAAUGUGCCUAAAGAUAAUAAUUGACUCUGCGAGAUGGGAGUAUUACCGAAAGCCUCGAUUUUAUACCAAAAUCUUGACGGAAACUCUUUUCCCGACACGCUCAUGCGUAAUCGAAGCCUCGAUAAGAACACGUACUCGAUUACGUUGUUAUCAGUUAACGGUUAUUCAUACUCCGUAAAUAUUAAAAUUGUAAGUACAUUGUCGUUAACAAUAUGUCGAGCAUCAGAGUUUCCAUCAACUUUUUCGUUUUUUUUUUUUUUUUUUUUUUUUUUACAUCAUAGUCUCCAACAAGAACGCUAAGUAUACAUAUAAUCGAAUACUUAGUGAAAGAAUACGUUUUUGCGUGGUCUGCACGUAAAAUGUUUUGCGAUGUAUCUUGUUAGUACUGCAAAAAAGUCCUUGCAAUUCCGGAUGAGGUGAAUUCGUUAAAUCUAAAAGAACCCAAGACUAUCAUCGCUAUUAUGGAUCGAAUGUGCCUAAGAUAUUAUCGAUUCUUGUAAGAAUUUUUCCACGAGGCCUGCACGAUGUCGAUUUCGCUGUCUUUCCCCGGUUGGAUGUCCAAGUUCAAAACGAUGCUCUUUAAUUCAAUCGAGAUCGUUUUCGAAGCUCGUCUGCUCUCAGCCAAAUCUACGUCACUCGGGAUACUUCUCCUUCGAUGCUUCACGGUGACACAUUUCUUCGUCAAUACAAAAUUAUUGUUUCUUUGUGAAAACUAAAAAGAAAACCGUCACUGUUACAUACACUCAAUAAAAUAUCGAGGGUAAAUGUCAUGGAAAUAUUAACUCGAGAACACCGGGAGUACUUAGAGGUAUUAUCAGACGCGAAACAUUAUACAUAUGUAUUUACUUGAAAAAGUUUUGUAAAAAAAAAGACUACAAAACCGACUGCGUAUUUCCGAUUUAUAUACACAUAUGACGAAUAUAUAAAAGUAUUCGCGACUUUUCUAAAAAAAUAUGCACAUUCAAAGCAUGCAGUACAACCAGAAACGCUCGAGUUUUCGCACAUAUCUUUUUACACGAUUCCCGCGAUUUCUACUAUUCCACAUCGUACAACGUCGAAUUUUUUAAUUGUCAUUAUAUCACUUGAGGUCGCCCUCGUUUCUUUCCGAUACACCAUCUUACCUUUCGAGCAAAAUCUUCCUAUAUAUGUACAUAUAGAAACAAAAAGAUUCGCAAUUUCUAUUACCAAAUUGAAAUUCGGAAACAAAAGAUAACUCGAAAAAUAUGUAUAAAACAUCUUUUUCUAUCCCUACAAAAAUAAUGAUAUCAUUUUCUUUACACCUACCAAGAUUUAUCUCGUCGACGUCGUGAAGGUUAAGUUCAUUGAAACUUGUCGAUCGAACAUGAAUCCUCUUAUGUGAAUAUUCUAUGACGUUGAAAAAUUUAUCGUGAAUCAAUUUUCCAACAGCAACGACAAAUUUUAUUGUACCGUAUUCGUAAAUUAUCGACCGGCGUACAGAACGCACAACAAUGAAAGAUACACACAUUUUCUUCAGUAUUAUAAUAAAUUAAUAUAUCGCUCGAUCAAUCGAUAUCAACUUGUUGAUUCGCGCGCUCGCCGAUUUUUCGACAGAUAUUUAAACGUUAUGUCUCUUAGGGCUGCGCAAACUCACAGUGACCUUAACCACGAUUUCUAUAAAAACCCUAGGAAACGUAUGAUUAAGAAAAUGCUCUAACGUCGAUGUUAAUAUAGUGAUAAUGAUAAUAAUAACGAUAAUUAUUAUUAUUAUUAUAUAUAAAUAUAUGAAAUAUAUACACUCCUACAUAGAAGACACUGUUUCACAAAUUCGCAGCAUAUGCAUUAAUAUGAUAGUUCCAAUCGUGUGGCAAAGAGAGAUAAGAAAACGUUUUUAACAGAGAUACGUGUGUUGAUUAAUGAAUAUGCUAGAAACGAACAGUUAGGCUUUUUUACAUCCCCAAAAUGAAUCGAUCCGAGUGCCAAACUUCUAUAUUAUGUAAUAUAUAGUUAUAUAGGACUGUAUUUUCCCUGCCGACUGAAUGCAUUACUCUUGUAAUUCAAAUAAACUGAAUGUGCGAUGUUAUAUAAAA